CACACAAUUUCAUUCUCAUCCUCCUCUCUCUCUCUCUCUCUCUCUCGCUCUGACCUAUACACACACACACCGAUUCUCAAUUCCAAAACCGUUCUCUCUCUCUUUUGAUCUCAGAUCUCAGAUCUUUUUUCUUUCUUCUUUGAAUCGAUUCUCUCAAGGAACAGUAACAACAAUGGCGGUUUCCGCGCGUGAAGAGUUCGUAUACAUGGCCAAGCUCGCUGAGCAAGCGGAGAGGUACGAAGAGAUGGUUGAAUUCAUGGAGAAAGUCUCCGCCGCCGUUGACGGCGAUGAACUCACCGUUGAAGAGCGAAAUCUUCUCUCCGUCGCUUACAAGAACGUCAUCGGUGCUCGCCGUGCCUCGUGGCGUAUCAUCUCUUCGAUCGAGCAGAAGGAAGAGAGCCGCGGUAACGAAGACCACGUCACCGCGAUCCGUGAUUACAGGUCUAAGAUCGAGACGGAGCUCUCCGGAAUCUGCGACGGAAUCCUCAAGUUGCUUGACUCUAGGCUCAUCCCCGCCGCUGCUUCCGGUGAUUCCAAGGUCUUUUACCUCAAGAUGAAGGGAGAUUACCACCGGUACUUGGCCGAGUUCAAGACUGGUCAAGAGAGGAAAGACGCCGCUGAACACACCCUCUCCGCCUACAAAUCUGCUCAGGAUAUUGCCAAUGCAGAGCUUGCUCCAACUCACCCAAUUCGUCUCGGUCUUGCAUUGAACUUCUCUGUGUUCUAUUACGAGAUCCUCAAUUCUCCUGAUCGUGCUUGCAACCUCGCCAAACAGGCCUUUGAUGAAGCGAUUGCAGAGUUGGACACUCUUGGUGAAGAAUCAUACAAGGACAGUACCUUGAUCAUGCAGCUUCUUCGUGAUAACCUUACUCUCUGGACAUCCGAUAUGCAGGAUGAUGCUGCGGAUGAGAUCAAGGAAGCAGCAGCGCCGCCACCAAAACCGACGACCGAGGAACAGCAGUGAUCUUUUCAGUGAAACUGCUAGUUUUCUAGGGUUUGGAAUUUCUUCUUUUCUUCCUUCGUCCAUAUGUUUUCUUAAUCAUCUAAAGAGGUCGCUCUUGCCAUUUCGCUUAUCUUCAAGCUUAUUCAUUCAUCAUAUCUGUGGCAAGUCCGAACCAUCAAAUCACCUUUUUAUCUCUUUUGCUUGAUUUUCUCUCUUUUUUCUGUUCUUUUUUUUUUGUUUGUUAUCGAUUUCAAUGUCUGUGCAAUCGAACCUUGCUUUGUCUUCUCAUCAAUUGAAGAUCAUAAAGUCUCUUGUCUCU
Messenger RNA from Capsella rubella, 1262 nucleotides. Its product is annotated as 14-3-3-like protein GF14 omega. Lineage: Eukaryota; Viridiplantae; Streptophyta; Magnoliopsida; Brassicales; Brassicaceae. Gene Ontology annotation, biological process: signal transduction. Gene Ontology annotation, cellular component: cytoplasm. The coding region runs from base 173 to 964 and encodes 263 amino acids. The record is from RefSeq and is a predicted model, not a curated record. The transcript is spliced from 4 exons.